AUGUACACCCACACAACAUAUCCAUACCAAUUUAUGUAUCCCCAAGCUCCGGUGUUUACACAGUCUAUGGUUCAAACUAUGACUCCAAUCACUCCUGUUUCUCUUGAGCCACCUCCAACAUUGAGUUUAAAUAUCCCAAAGUUCGAGUAUACAACCGAUAAAAUACCUUUCAUCCCAUUUGAUAGACAUAAAAAUGAUUACAACUUCGAGACUCCUCUCGAAGCUAUGACCUUCAUUGCAAAACAUUGCAUGAAAUAUCAUCAAGUUUUCAAUCGCAAUUUAGCAAAGGUUUAUUCAAAACACGUUAGGGUAUUAUCAAUUCAAGAUUUAUCAUAUAUACAGUUCUCUGCGAUUGAUAAGAAGAUAUUUAAUGCAAUAUUUACAAAGGUACAUCGUAGAAACAACUGA
Molecule: messenger RNA, 408 nt
Organism: Trichomonas vaginalis G3
Lineage: Eukaryota; Parabasalia; Trichomonadida; Trichomonadidae
Exons: 1
Coding region: 1-408 (135 amino acids)
Source: RefSeq, a predicted model, not a curated record